GAAGUCUUGCCAGCAAGACCAAGACAUAUGGCACAGACAAUACUGGACUUGCCAGUUCCGUUGGCUCCAACAAUCAUGUUCAGGUGUAUAUAAGCUCAGCCGACUGCAGCAGAGAACAGAGAACAGAGAGACUGCAAGAAGAAAGAGAACUUCCUCUUUGUUUUGCAUUCCUUUCUUUGGUCAACAGCUCCACUUUCUUUUUCCAAGCUCCCUCCAAACCAACCAACAGACAUGAACGCAGCAGUGGCAGCACCUGGAGGCAACAAGGCCGCUCCUCCCAAGUUCAAGCAAAAGGAGACCAGGCAGUUCAAGAGCAAGGCUCCCAAAGCUGGACAGAAGGGAUUUGAUGACGUUCCAGGGAUGGACGGCCUGGGAGGUGCAGAGGUCGUCUGUCCAUGGGAGGCAUUUGGAGACAUGGAGCUGAGUGACCUGGCCCAGUUUGGCAUUGUUUAGCAACUUGUGCCAUGUGAGAACAGUUCGUUCCUGGUGGCUCCAAUCCAGCAGCUUCUAAAACCCUCCUCAAGAUUUUCUCCACCAUUUUUGGAAGUGAGAAACGGGCUUGAUAAGACCACCCACACUGACUGGAACGGCCCUUCGCUGUAUCUAACACCUGAGAAGCUGUGGAGGGACAAGCUCUUGGACAGCAGCCCCCAUGAAUGACUCUUUUCCCAUCCUGGGCUGCUGCUCUACAUCUGAAAGCUUUAGUGAUGUCCCUGAUUUCACACAGACACUGUUGUGGACUCAUUAUCCUGUACAGCCCGACACCUGUGUAAUAGUGUUAUACACUGUACCUUUGUUUGGGAUCUACUCCAGGGAUGAUCGGGAAUCAACAUGUAUUUACUAAAAUGUCAGAUUAGAUCAAAUCAUAUCAAAUAUAUUGUAUGUUAUCAAUAUAUUGUUCUAUUGCCAUUUACUGUUCUGUCAAUCUCUGUCCAAAUUAUUUAUCCAACAAUAAAAGUUUUGUUAGUUUUUCUGUAUCAUUCUUUCCCCAAUUAAAAAACAAAAAAAACAGUAACAGAGUAAAUUUACACAAUACCUAAAAGCAAUGAAAAGCCCUUUUUUUUAAAAAAAGGGCUGAGGGUUCAAUCACCUUAGGCCUCUCCCUUCAGAGGUUACAACAGAAACAAUGCAAUGAAAACCUGA
This is a messenger RNA of Cynoglossus semilaevis (tongue sole), 1143 nucleotides long. Its product is annotated as retinal cone rhodopsin-sensitive cGMP 3',5'-cyclic phosphodiesterase subunit gamma-like. Gene Ontology annotation, biological process: visual perception; positive regulation of epidermal growth factor receptor signaling pathway; positive regulation of G protein-coupled receptor signaling pathway. The coding region runs from base 232 to 453 and encodes 73 amino acids. The record is from RefSeq and is a predicted model, not a curated record. The transcript is spliced from 5 exons. Lineage: Eukaryota; Metazoa; Chordata; Actinopteri; Pleuronectiformes; Cynoglossidae. Gene Ontology annotation, cellular component: photoreceptor outer segment membrane. Gene Ontology annotation, molecular function: 3',5'-cyclic-nucleotide phosphodiesterase activity; cGMP binding.